CGUUAUAUCCACAAAUCAUAAAAACUUGGUCAACUUUCAUGACAAAACACUCAGGAACUUAUAAAACCAAUUUGAAGCCAUGAGUGAAGAUCCUUUCAAUAGGAAGAGGAGCACCUCUACUCUGGCAAAUACCAUCAGUUUCACUCAUACCAGGGGUGGUGGUGAAGAGGACCGUCAACAAUCAAAUAAACCAACAUCGCCAUUUGGAUAUCUGAAUAGAAAUGGUUCAUCAUCUACGAUCCACUCCAUCACUCAUACCCUUUCAAAUGUCGGUUUCAACUCUGUCAAUCCUUCAAUUCACAGUCCUGAAUCAUCCACAAAUAGUGUGACUUCUCCUACUCAGGGGAAAAGAGAAAAUGCAUUGACACGAGCAAAGCUGUUUGCAAGAAAUAAAACAAAAGAACUGAAGAAAACCAGGGAUACAGAUAGGCCACAUCAUAGCCAUCAUCAUCAUAAUUUUUUAAAGAUCAAUAGUCAUCAUGGUCUCUCGUCAUCCUCAUCAAAUUCAAAAGUUUUGGAUUCAGGUAGCACGCUGUAUUCAUUUGAUCCUUCAAAUAUAAUAGAUAAUGAUGUGAUGAAACAUGUUGUAUCUGAUGCUAACCUGAAGGGACUUUCAUUUGAAGAGAAGGAUCAAAUUGCUGAUAAUUUAUGGACCACUAUAACGUCUACUGUUCUGCCCUUGUUCAAAUUAGAAAAUUCAUCAUCUCUGAAAUUGAAAACUCCAAUUGAAGAUGUAAACAAAAUGGUUGAAGUUUUCCUCAGGUUAAGAAUUGAAAACAAAACAACUGCAACCUCGUUGAUUAGUGAAGUGCAAGAACUUUUGAAGAAUGGUUUAAACAUUAUGGAGAAUGAAUUGACGUUUAAUGAGAAUUCUGAUCAAGGUUCUCCGUUUCAUAGGCUGGCCAUAACAUGGGAAUACUUUUUUGCUAACGUUUAUCAUUAUUUAUUGGCAAUUUUCUUACCACUUCAACUUGAGUUUGAAGGGAUAGGUCCAAUUGUUAAAAAUGCCAAAGAAUAUUGGAGCGAUAUUUCAGAACCAUCAGUGACUCAGUCCACUAAAAAAGUUAUUUUAUCAGCUUUCAGAGACUAUGUUGUGAUUCCAUAUUUUGAUACUGAACUGAGUGUACAGGAUGUUGAAGAUUCAGAAAGAAGAACAUUAGUCCAAUGCUUUGGUAUUUUACAAUCUAUUCAUUCUGCAAAUUAUAACCAAAGAAUUAUUGAACAUCUAUCAUCCAUUUUACAACAAAAUCUUGCCCCACUGAAAGUGCAGUAACUAAUCACGUGAAAGCAGUUUAUACAACAAUUUAACGACGCUUAUGAUACCUCCAACGCCAAAUUGUAGAUUCAGUUUCUCUGUAUAACAGAAUCCAUUUUGAGCCGCGCAACAUUGUUUCGCGAAUUUUCCUAGAUUUUUUUUUUCUUCAAUUUGGUGAAAAAUGAAAAUAUGGAAAUUGAAAUCGACAUUAGAACUUGAU
Molecule: messenger RNA, 1475 nt
Organism: Hansenula anomala
Lineage: Eukaryota; Fungi; Ascomycota; Saccharomycetes; Phaffomycetales; Wickerhamomycetaceae
Product: HbrB domain-containing protein
Exons: 1
Coding region: 80-1273 (397 amino acids)
Biological process (GO): TORC2 signaling
Cellular component (GO): TORC2 complex
Source: RefSeq, a predicted model, not a curated record